Molecule: messenger RNA, 1849 nt
Organism: Neurospora tetrasperma FGSC 2508
Lineage: Eukaryota; Fungi; Ascomycota; Sordariomycetes; Sordariales; Sordariaceae
Product: peroxisomal-coenzyme A synthetase
Exons: 3
Coding region: 128-1849 (573 amino acids)
Biological process (GO): fatty acid metabolic process
Molecular function (GO): medium-chain fatty acid-CoA ligase activity
Source: RefSeq, a predicted model, not a curated record
AGUCAUCACACGACGCCAUCAACAUCUUCCGAACCACACCAAGAGAAAUUUCUGUAAUACCACACCAUAAAGGUCACAGAGUUCCAUUUCAUACUAUCAAUUGGAAAAGAACAGAAAAAUCAACGUCAUGCCUUGCCCAUUUGACCUCCAGGCCGCCAUCCAGGGCGCCGACAACGAUGUGGCCGUCAUCAUCCCCUCCAAGCCGCAGGCGCUCACAGUCACCUACGCGGACCUGAAGCGUGAAACCGCUUCGUUCCAGAAGAAGCUGGCAGACAUUGGUAUCACCAAGGGCUCUCCGGUCUCCAUCGCCACCGUCAACUCGUACGAGUUCAUCGUCUCCUUCCUCGCCGCCUCCUGGCAGCGCGGCAUCGCCGCCCCUCUCAACCCGGCCUACAAGCAAGAUGAAUUCGAGUUCUACAUCGAGGACGUCAAGUCCGCCAUCGUGAUCGUCCCCAAGGGCGCCUACGCAGCCGGUGCUCCCGCCGUUAAGGCCGCGCAAAAGUUCAACGCCGCCAUUGCCGAAUCCUACUGGGACGCCGCCAAAAACGAAGUCGCUCUCGACGUCAAGGAACUCGGCCAACUCACCGGCAAGGGCGCCCAGCCCGUGUUGAAGCCAGAUGCCGACGACAUCGCCCUGGUCCUGCACACCAGCGGCACCACCUCGCGCCCCAAGGUCGUCCCGCUCACGCACCGCAACCUGACGCGCACCAUGAAGAACAUCCGCAACACCUACCAACUCACCUCUGCCGACCGAACCAUGCUCGUCAUGCCCCUCUUCCACGUCCACGGCCUGCUCUGCGGCCUUUUGGCCCCCCUCCUGACAGGCGGCAGCAUGAUCGUCCCCGCCAAAUUCUCCGCCACCGAUUUCUGGCCCGACUUCACUCAGUUCCAAGCAAACUGGUACACCGCCGUGCCCACCAUCCACCAAAUCCUCCUCAAGCACCCGGUCCCCAACCCUCUGCCCAAGAUCCGCUUCAUCCGCUCCUGCUCCUCCCCUUUAUCACCCACCGUCUUCCACAACCUCGAAAAGACCUUCCAGGCCCCUGUUCUCGAAGCCUACGCCAUGACCGAAGCCGCCCACCAAAUGACUUCCAACCCGCUUCCCUCCGUCGGCAAGCGCAAGCCCGGCACCGUCGGCCUCGGCCAAGGCGUGGAAGUGGUCAUUCUCGACGAUAAAGACAACAUCUUACCCGACGGACAAGAAGGCGAGAUCUCCAUCCGCGGCGAAAACGUCACCAAGGGGUACCUCAACAACCCCGAAGCCAACGCGUCCUCGUUCACGCGCAGGGGGGGCUACUUCCGCACGGGCGACCAGGGCAAGAAGGACGAGGACGGCUACAUUGUCAUCACGGGCCGCAUCAAGGAGCUGAUCAACAAGGGCGGCGAGAAGAUUUCGCCUAUUGAGCUGGAUAAUGUCCUGACGCGCCACCCGGCCGUUUCCGAGGCUGUUAGCUUUGCGAUCCCGGAUGAAAUGUAUGGACAGGAAGUCGCGGUGGCGAUUGUGUUGAAGCCUGGACAGAAGGCCAGUGCGGAGGAGUUCAAGAAGUGGGUGGGGAGCAAGCUGGCCAAGUUCAAGGUGCCCAAGAAGAUCUACUUUACGGAUGUGAUGCCCAAGACGGCGACGGGCAAGAUCCAGAGGAGGAUUGUGGCGGAGGAGAUGUUGAAGAAGGAGAGUAGGACUAUUCACAACUACAUGUCAGAAUGCGGGACAAUACUCGUUGAUGAAGAUAUGGUGACAGGGAGGUCUACCCACAUGGUUCAUAGAAGCCGCAAAGUCACUGUUGAAGAUGUUGAACAGAAUGAUGAUCGUGGACCGUGUCACUCAGUCACCACACAAGCAGCUUCUUGA